AUGGCAGGCUCUAGAGCGGCGCGUCUGCAGGUGGGAUCCACGCCAUGGAUCACCGAGGAGAGGUCGUCUGCGAAGCAGAUUGCACAGGAUGAGGUCGAGGAGUUCACAUACUCUGCGCGGAACGACUUCGACUGGUUGAACGAGCAUAUGGCCGAGAUCUUCAGCGAGAACCAGAUCAAUGUCGCCGAAAUCUUCAAAACACCAGGAAAACUACGAGGCAAGACGCCUCGAACAGUGCGGAAAGCAAAUGCUGGAGAAAACCGCGUCCCCCUGUCCGAUAUCUUUUCCGCUACACCGAAGGGGGCUUCGAACCCUUUUGCCAUGUCAAACGUUGGCCGACCUAAUUCACCCCGUGUCAGGAUCGCUGCAGACCCCCAACCGUCUCCAGCCAAAACAAGACCUACAAUUCCCCUGAAGCAUAUUGGUUCCCCGAAACCCGAUGCUUCGAAACAACCAGUAUCUGUCGUGGACUCUGGAUACCAUGGAAGCCAAUCUCAAGACGCGAUGGACGUCGAUGACCCAACUGCACUCGCCGAGCCAACACAACCCUUCAGCCCGCAAGGCAACCACCAUGUGGCAUUCCAUGUCUCCCCCGAACCACACCUGUACGGAAGCUCAGCACGACAAUCGCCAGAGCCUACUGUGGACACAGCGACCGAUGAUUUGUCCACUCAAUACUUCACUGCUCAUGUUGGCGCAGCGAUGUCAUCGACAAAGAAGAGCGUCCACCACGAGAGCACUACUCCAACUGGUUCACCUGCCCAGUUCGCGGAAUCCACAACUAGUCAUACGCCAUCUGCUGAACCUGAUGUGAUGGAUACCGUGCUCGAGGAGCCUUCGAGGUCUCCAUCUGAUGGCUCAAGCCCUAUUCGACCUAUUGUUCGAAAGAGUAGUCUCAACUUCGCUUCCUUACCAGCACGAGAGCCCAUUACACAUAAGAGCAUUGGCAACAGGAUAUCAAGGACGAGUCACUUGGACCAACACCGGACUAGCUACUACAAUCGACAAACUGGAGGAAAGAGCUUGGGCAAUGCUCGGCCUGAGCUCACAGAUGACGAGAACGACGAGAAUGACGAUAUGGAUAUUGAUAUGGACGAAGAACUCACUACCCAACAGGCCCAAGUACCAGCUGAGCCGGACAACGCGACCAUGCACAACAAGACCUACACACAAAGACUUCAAGACCAGAUCAACAAGCUAGGUCAAUCCCAAGCGAAUAUCUCGCAAGCCUCCAAGCCGAUCGCAGAGUCUACUGUUCCGCAGCGGCCAGCUGCGACUUUGCCAGUCUCACAGCCCACUCCUCAGAAGAAGCCGUUACCUUCGCCAAAGAAGACGACCACGACACCUGGCGCGUUUCCAGAAGAUGAUGAGGAUGAUUGGAUCCGCCCUCUCGGCCCCCCCGAUAACUCAUCUAGUCUAUUCAGCCCUCGUCCGGGCCUUCCCAAGAGCUACUCGACAGAUGUUAUGGAGGGAGUGUCUGGUAAGGAGACGGUGAGCGGCCAUGAUUUCGCAGUGCCUAAGACGCGCCAGCGAACGAGUCGCUCCAAAUCUCCCCGGCGCCCACGGGUCCCAGAGAAGAACACGAGCACUCUCGGACAUCACAAGUCAGUAUCGGUCCCUGCUCUGCCUAUCACAGAUGAUCGCGGCGAUGAAGAAAGCAUCGCUCCUAAGAAGACAAUAUCUGUUUCCAACCCGCCCCUUGCGACAGUUUCGGAGAUAGAGCGGCCUACUACCCCCAUGAAGACGCCAUCUCGUGGGUUCGGCAAUAGUCCCCUGAAGCAAGUUAAGAACAAGCUGUCCUCGAUUCUGAAGAGCUCCAAAGGUUUGUUGGCUAGUAGUGCUGCCAUCAGUGCCGAGGGCAAGUCCUCCCUUCUGUCACCUUCCACUACUAGGCUGGGUUUGCACGCAGCCCCUUCGACCCAGACGCUUGGGUCGCCUCUGUCCAAAGACACUCAACCUCUCUAUCCUGACCUUUCCCGUCAUGCCAAUGACAGCCAAACACUCGCAAGACCAGCAAGCCCAGCACGGACAGAAGGACGUAGGACAAGAGCAUCGAUCGAGAGAGAGAAGGCUGGAGAAAAACGCAAGGAGAAAGAGGCCAAAGAGGCCCGCCGAAUGGCCGAGCAAAUGGAGAAGCUUGAGAAGGCUCGCGAGAAGGAACGUGAGAAAGCCCGCGUAUUUAGCAAAGAACAGGAACGAGUCGCGUCCCAGGAGAAACACGUUGCCGACCAGAAGGAACAAGAUGAGGGGGCAGCUGCACCUACGUUGAACGAUGCACCGGGUCAAACUCGAACGAGCCCACGGAAGGCCAAGCCACAGACUGCGGCUGAAGCACGUGCAACAGAAGCUGCUAUGUUGGAUGAGAGAACCAUAGACGAUGUCGAUAUGGUUGACGCGCCAGGUUCAAUGCCUCCUCCUUCGGUUCCUCGUUCGGCAGCACCUCCUUCGGCUACUAAGACCCGAGAGAUCAAGCGCCCGGUCAGACCAGCCAAGGAGCCGGCUGGCAGAGGAAAACAAGCCCCUACGGUCAUCCGCGUCAACAUGGGUUCUCAGCACUCGCAGUAUCACCCCUCGAACAAUAGUCUCUCCUCCAGCCUUCAUGAUACACUGUCCCAGCCUCAGCCCAAGACCAAGCCUUCGCUGCAGAGUCUGAAGAGCUCGACCUCGUCUGUAGGUAGGCCCAAGGCUCUUGAAGCAGCGGCUCGAAGGAAAGAGCAGGAAGAGCGUGAGGCGCAACGCAAGCGUGAUGCCAAAGCGGAGAUGGAGCGUAAGAGAGCUGCUAUGCAGGAGGAGGAGAGACGUCAAGAGCAACAGCGGAAGCUUGAAGCUGAGCGACAGAAGGAAGAGGAGCGUAGGCAGGUUGCAAUGCAAGCAGAGGCAAAGAAGAAUGCGCAGAGACAGGCGAUGCUUGAAAAGGCGAAACAAACCAGAGCACCGCCGCCGGCUGCAAGAAAUCAACCGAAUGCUCCUCUGGAGUACAGCAGAGCUGAAGCCGCACCUGCUCGGCCUCCUUCACGUAUGAAUACGGCUGCUCCACGCUCUCAAGAUGAGGGAGGUCGUACACUCCUCCCGACCGGCUCGAAGGCCGCGAUGAAGCGCCCUUUGCAACAGGACAACGGCGAGGACAAUGCCUCUCGUCAAACACAGGCCAGGGUCGGUAACGCCUACCAGUCGAAGGAGUCCAAGAGAAUGCGCAUGACAGAUGAACUGAAUGACAAUACGGAGAGGGAGAAGCAGCCAAGUCUGAAGGGGGCACCUGUUCGCCCCUCUGGUGGCCUCAAGAAGGAACUACCUGCGAAGUCGAUGUUCCCCGCCGGCUAUGCCAACGCGCCGCAGACUGGCACCAGAGAUCUGUUCAAGACCACCCUCACGCAUCAGCACAACAGCCAGGUCAAGGUUGCGCACCCUCUGGACAUGGCGCAGGUGUCCAAGGGUGCUAUUCCCUUUGCUCCCAACCCCAAUCCGGCUGGCCCAUCGUACAAGACGCCUGGACGCCCUCAAGGAGUUGCAGCAGCCAAGUCGGUUGCCAAGUCGGCUACGAGAUCUUCCCCACGGUUCCAGAACGGGGACGCGAUCGAACUCCCGGAGAUCAACACGGACGACGACGAUGACGAUGACGACGACGACGAUGGUGGGAAAGAUAUGGUUGCCGCUUGGGCUGACUCGCCCAAUCUCCGUCGGGCACUGGUUGAGCAGGAAACUCAGAAUCCGUUUGAAGUGUUCGGUGCUCCAGGUCCCCUUAACAUGGAAGAAGUGUUUGUGAAGAGCAAAGACCGGUUCCACAAGUUCCGGGCGCGGACAUCAAGCGCCAACUGGAGCGGGUCCGAUCGACUGACGGAGGAAGAGAUCCGGAAAGAUCUCGCAGCGAGAGACAAGAUGCGGCGGGAAGGUGGCUGGACUUAUGAGAUGAGUCGCGACAUGGUGUAG
Molecule: messenger RNA, 3927 nt
Organism: Anthostomella pinea
Lineage: Eukaryota; Fungi; Ascomycota; Sordariomycetes; Xylariales; Xylariaceae
Source: the annotation of a GenBank genome assembly